Molecule: messenger RNA, 471 nt
Organism: Aspergillus oryzae RIB40
Lineage: Eukaryota; Fungi; Ascomycota; Eurotiomycetes; Eurotiales; Aspergillaceae
Exons: 1
Coding region: 1-471 (156 amino acids)
Source: RefSeq, a predicted model, not a curated record
AUGUCCUACAACACCCCCGACCUCUCCUCCGUCCUAGCAACCCUCUCAGCAUUAUCCAACCAAUCCCAACCCCAAGCUCAAGCUCAUCCACAACAUCAACAACCAUAUACCACCAACAAGAACACCCAAAAUGUUUCAGAAGAUGACACAGACACCUAUGAACCUUCCGAAACAAUCAACCCCCUAACACCAUCCCCAAACAUCCCCCAUCCCAAACCCCAAGCACAUCCCCAGCACCCAAAACCACCCACCUUCCACCUCCCAGACACCUCCACAAUCACGACCUGGCCCCCAGCUCUGAAAAGCAUUAUGCGCACCCUCUCUACCAACGAAGAUCUGCAGCGGAAAAUCCGGUUCCUGAUUCAGCGCCAGCAUGAUCAUGAACGGCAGUGGUGGGCGGGGAGGGAGGCGCUGGUGAGAAAGCAGAAGGCUAGGGUGGAGAAGAAGAAGGAGUUGGAUGCUGUUUUGUGA